CAUCUGGCUCUAGACCUGAUAGGACAAGCGGCCAGCUUGUCAGUCUGUGUUUCUGUGCUUCCAAACAAGCAGCACAGCACUUUUAUCGAGGACUGUGAUGACCCCUGAGGAGUGUUCGCCUGUGCUGCCUCCUGUACUUGGUGGGAGGAGAUACCUUCUGCAAGGUUAAAGGUGUAAAAAAUGUACUGCCCUGGUUAAAGCCUCAAACCAUUUAGAGAUACACAGUUAGGUGUGGUUGGACUUGAUGAUCCCAAGGGUCUCUUCCAACCAAAAUGAUUCUAUGAUGCUUCUAUGAUUCUAUGCUGCAGGUGAUAUUAUGGGCACAAGGUCAACCGCUGCUCAUCAGGUGGUUGAACUCCCAAAUGUGUUGUUCUGAGGACCUGUAUCCUUCCUCUCCUGCUACCAGGAUUUUUCCACCUGUAAAAUGAGAAUUAGAGCACUGGUUCUCCUGUGAUUGUUACAGACCCCCUGAGAUCGCACGCUGCGACUUCCCCUUGGGUUUUCCAGUGUUCUCCUAGAGUGUCUCAAACUGGCUGCUUUUUAUACUUGCCAGUCUCUGAGGAGCCACUGUUGGGAAAUGCUGCUCUAAACAGACACGUUUGCAACCGCUCUUACACGAGGCUGCUGGCUGCUUCCUUUCACCCCUGCCCCGAGAACGCUGCCUGCCGAGGGCUCCUGUCCUUGAGUGUGUGCACGCUGCCCGGCUGACAGCCACAGUUUCGUGUCUGAGCCCUUGGCUUAGGUGUAGCCUGUGCUGGGAGUGACGUGUUCCGUCAAACCGAUUGCUCAAAGGGAUGUUUCUGGAUGAGGUGCCUGCCUUCUGGGCUCUGCUGGGUCUUAAAGCGAUGGUGGCUAUUAGCAUAUUGCAGCAUAGCGAUAUAUUAAAUACGUUCAAGAGUGGCAAUGCUCUUCAUUUUCUGGGCUCAGGAAGCGUGGUAGGAAAGAAGGGAGGAGGGAAAUUCAGAAAGCUUAAAUGUGACAGGGAAGGGUUAAGAAAAGCAACAUAGAGUCAUUUCAACAGACAGAUUCAUAGCAGUUUUCUCAGCGAUAGAGUAGAUUGGAGGUGUGAAAUUAUGAUAAGUGUAGCUCUCAUAUCCCUGGUUUUGUUUCUUCUGGGUGCGCAGUUCUUUAAAUUGCAAUGGAAAAGUCGUGGAUUUCCUCCUGGACCGACCCCAUUUCCCAUCAUUGGAAGCAUGUGGUGGAUCAAUUUUAGAGCUGACCAUGGGAGCCUGAAAAAGCUGGCAAAAAAGUACGGCAACAUCUGUACCUUGUGGCUGGGUCACAAACCUAUGGUGGUGCUCUAUGGAUUCCAAGCCGUGAAAGAUGGUCUCACCACCAACUCAGCAGAUGUUUCUGGGCGACUACAGACCUACGUCUUCAACAAAAUGGCAAAUGGAAAGGGUAUCCUGGUCUCAAAUGGUCUCAUCUGGAAGCAUCAGAGACAUUUUGGAAUCGGAGCUCUCCGAAAACUGGGAAUGAGGAACAAAGGAAUGGAACGCGGGAUACAAACCGAGGCCGGUUAUCUGGUCGAGUUCUUCAGGGACAAAGCUGGAAGAGCUGUCGACCCGUCCUUCCCCAUUGUUCACGCCAUCUCGAACGUGAUCUGCGCUGUGGUUUUUGGACACCGGUUCUCCCUAAAGGAUGAAACCUUCCGCCAGCUGAUUGAAGCAUACAAUUGUAUAGUGGCUUUUGGGAACAGCUACCUUUACUAUAUAAGCGAAGUUUUCCCGUGGGUUGCAGAGCAUCUCCUGGGACCCGCACAGAAAGCGUCUUCUUGCUGCAACUUUGUUCGUGCUUUCAUAAGGCAGGAAAUCAAAAGCCACAGGGAAAAAGGCAAAAUAGACGAACCAGAAGAUUUCAUUGACUUUUACCUGGAUCAGAUGGAGAAAGCUAAAGGUGUCCCCGGUUCAACCUUUGAUGAAGACAACAUGGUGCAGUCUGUUUUUGACCUUUUCCUGGGUGGCUCGGAGACCACGGCCACCACCCUGCGCUGGGCUCUGCUCUACAUGUUGGCUUUUCCUGACGUCCAAGAAAAGGUCCAGAAAGAGCUGGAUGCCGUUCUGAGUCCCUCCCAUCUCAUCUGCUAUGAGGAUCGGAAGAAACUGCCUUAUACAUACGCUGUGAUUCAUGAGAUCAUGCGCUUUAGUAGCAUUGUUCUAAUCACCAUUCCUAGAGAAGCAGUGAAGGAUACAACCGUUUUGGGGUAUCAGAUUCCAAAGGGCACUGUGAUUAUGGCAAACAUCGACUCGACUCUUUUUGACCCUGAUUACUGGGAGACUCCUCACCAGUUCAACCCUGGCCAUUUCUUGGACAAGGAUGGGAAUUUCGUGGCCCGAGAGGCUUUCUUAGCCUUCUCAGCAGGCCAUCGUGUGUGUCUGGGGGAGGUGCUGGCAAAGAUGGAGCUUUUCAUCAUCUUCUGCAGCCUCCUGCAGACCUUCAAGUUCACUCCACCAGAAGGAGUAAAGGAGGUCAACACAGACUUCAUCUUCGGGAGCACGAUGAAACCCCAUCCGUACAAGCUCUGUGCAGUUCUUCGCUAGGUGGCAGGGCAUUGCAGAUUUGAGAGAGACACAUUGCCACAGGUUUGCUAGUAUGCUGAUCUUUUCCGCAAAUUUUAUGUUUUUCAUUUCUAGCUCAAAUUCGAUUUGAAUCUGUCCUUGUUGUGUUACGUGUCUAAGAAGCCACCCCUGAAAAAUCCUCUGGUUUUCCUGUGUCUGGGAAAUAUCUGUGCAUUUUUU
Columba livia (rock pigeon) is the source of this 2738-nucleotide messenger RNA. Its product is annotated as cytochrome P450 2J6. NCBI's taxonomy places the organism in Eukaryota, Metazoa, Chordata, Aves, Columbiformes, Columbidae. Gene Ontology annotation, biological process: xenobiotic metabolic process. Bases 1074 to 2540 code for a protein of 488 amino acids. Gene Ontology annotation, molecular function: oxidoreductase activity, acting on paired donors, with incorporation or reduction of molecular oxygen, reduced flavin or flavoprotein as one donor, and incorporation of one atom of oxygen; heme binding; iron ion binding. The record is from RefSeq and is a predicted model, not a curated record. Gene Ontology annotation, cellular component: intracellular membrane-bounded organelle; cytoplasm. The transcript is spliced from 9 exons.